AUGGCUGAGUAUUACAAUUCGCUUCCCGGCCUCAAGUCUGCGAGCCAGCGGCUUCAAGACAGCGGUGACAUCUUCAUGCGCCACAAGAUCAACAAAGCCUAUGGCGUUGCCCUGUUGCACAAGCACUUUUCAAUCAAGCCUACGGAGCGCCUUGUGGAUAUCCGGAACGUGUCAAGCCCGUGGCAGACUGGCGGCGACACCGACCCUGUACUGAAGAAGUACAAUGGCGUCAUUGUGCCGCGAUCACUGCGGUUCCUGAACGGGGAUUUGCUGCCUUACGAAUUUGACUUCACAGCAGAGGAGCCGUCAACGGAGUCAAACGCCGAGUUUCUGCAGCAGUUGUCGGCUUUCUUGCACCAGAAUGGACUGGAUGAGGUUCUUGGACUCCGGCUAUUGGAAUCGCGCGAUCCAGAUGUGUCGGUUGAGGUGACCGAGGGCACCUCAAACACCAUGAUGCCUCAAGGGGCUGUCGAUACGCAGCGGCUCAUUCCUGCGAUGUGGGUGUUCAGCACGGAUGGAGACGACUUCUGCACCUGUGUGGAAUACUGUUACUCGGAUCGAGACGGUUCCCAUACAGGCGACGGCACUCAUGGGUGCGAUUAG
This is a messenger RNA of Ilyonectria robusta, 603 nucleotides long. RefSeq lists its product as uncharacterized. The record is from RefSeq and is a predicted model, not a curated record. Bases 1 to 603 code for a protein of 200 amino acids. Lineage: Eukaryota; Fungi; Ascomycota; Sordariomycetes; Hypocreales; Nectriaceae. The transcript has 3 exons.